Molecule: messenger RNA, 552 nt
Organism: Ostertagia ostertagi
Lineage: Eukaryota; Metazoa; Nematoda; Chromadorea; Rhabditida; Trichostrongylidae
Source: the annotation of a GenBank genome assembly
AUUCCAGGGACACCGUAUGCCUACACUUUCGCGAAGCAGAGGACGAACAAGAGCGAAGAUGUGUAUCGCUGCGUGCAAUGCAGGAAGGAAAGCAGAAGACGUGGUGAGGACGUUCUAGGAGAUACCAUCAAGGUCAUUGGCGACGAAUUCCUCUCAGAUCCUAGCGAGCUCAGCCAUGAAUGCACCCCUGAAAAGUACGCUGAAGAACGGGGAAACAGAGCUGUCUAUGAGGAGCUUCAAAACGUCAGGAGCGAUUGCGCAUACGCCGAAAAGAAACCUGUGCAAAUCUAUUUUGAUAUCGUGGCUAAAGAUAGGAAUGUGGACAAUGAAGAGAUGGAAGACGCAAUAAGAGCCGCUAUCCGGAGGUCAGGCUAUCAAGCACGAAAGCAGGCAAUUGUGAAGAGCCUUGGAAAAUGGGUGGAUCGCUCGGCAACAAUGGAGAAUGUACCGCGAGAAUUUCAAAUUCUGCAAGAUGGCUCCCAAUUCCUGCAGUUCCAUGAGCCAGGGUUUCAUAUAUAUUACUCAACCCGAACCAUACAGGUGUUAAUAUGA